AUGGAUAGCAACAUCCACCUGAGUAGUUUGAUAAGUCGACACGACGAUGAAGCCACGAGGACGUCCACCUCGGAGGGGCUGGAGGAGGGGGAGGUCGAGGGGGAGACGCUCCUGAUUGUCGAAUCAGAGGAUCAGGCAUCCGUGGACCUGUCUCAUGACCAGAGUGGGGAUUCCCUCAACAGCGACGAAGGAGAUGUGUCCUGGAUGGAGGAGCAACUGUCCUACUUCUGCGACAAGUGCCAGAAAUGGAUACCAGCCAGUCAGCUGAGGGAGCAGCUCAGUUACCUCAAGGGGGAUAAUUUUUUUAGGUUUACUUGUUCAGAUUGCUCAGCAGAUGGCAAGGAGCAGUACGAGAGGCUGAAGCUGACGUGGCAGCAGGUUGUCAUGUUGGCGAUGUACAAUUUGUCUCUGGAAGGAAGUGGACGUCAAGGUUACUUCCGGUGGAAAGAAGAUAUCUGCGCUUUCAUUGAGAAACAUUGGACGUUUUUACUAGGGAAUAGGAAAAAGACUUCAACGUGGUGGAGCACAGUAGCGGGUUGCCUCAGUGUGGGAAGUCCCAUGUACUUCCGUUCAGGGGCUCAGGAGUUUGGAGAGCCAGGAUGGUGGAAACUUGUUCACAACAAGCCCCCGACAAUGAAACCCGAAGGAGAGAAGCUGUCUGCCUCUACUCUGAAAGUAAAAGCCUCAAAACCCACCUUAGAUCCCAUCAUUACUGUGGAGGGACUUAGAAAACGAGCCAGUCGGAAUCCUGUGGAAUCUGCCAUGGAAUUAAAGGAGAAGAGGUCGCGGACUCAGGAAGCCAAAGAUAUCAGAAGAGCCCAGAAGGAGGCGGCCGGCUUCCUGGACAGGAGCACGUCUUCCACGCCUGUCAAAUUCAUUAGCCGGGGCCGCAGGCCGGACGUGAUUCUCGAGAAGGGAGAAGUGAUAGACUUUUCCUCCUUGAGCUCCUCUGACCGCACCCCUCUGACCAGCCCGUCUCCUUCCCCCUCUCUGGAUUUCUCGGCCCCCGGCACGCCCGCCUCUCACUCUGCAACGCCCAGCUUGUUGUCAGAAGCAGAUCUGAUUCCCGAUGUGAUGCCACCGCAAGCCUUGUUUCACGAUGAUGAUGAGAUGGAAGGGGAUGGCGUCAUAGACCCUGGGAUGGAGUACGUCCCACCCCCUGCGGGGUCUGCCUCUGCGGGGCCCAUGGGCAGGAGGAAGGUCAGAGGCCUGGAGCAGAUAAAACAGGAGGUGGAGAGUGAGGAGGAGAAGCCGGAUAGGAUGGACCUGGACAGCGAAGACACGGAGUCAAACACAUCCUUGCAGACGCGGGCUCGGGAGAAGCGGAAGCCGCAGCUGGAGAAGGACUCGAAGCCCAGAGGCCCCAAGUACACGCCCGUGAGCAUCUACGAGGAGAAGCUGCUGCUCCGGAGACUGGAAGCCUGUCCCAGCGCAGUCGCUAUGACUCCCGAAGCUCGGAGGCUCAAGCGGAAACUGAUUGUCAGACAAGCCAAAAGGGAUAGGGGCUUACCACUCUUUGACUUGGAUCAAGUUGUUAAUGCUGCUCUCCUGUUGGUGGAUGGGAUUUAUGGAGCCAAAGAAGGAGGCGUGUCCCGGCUCCCAACUGGACAAGCCACGUACCGGACCACCUGUCAGGACUUCAGAAUCCUCGACCGAUACCAGACCUCCUUACCAUCCAGGAAAGGAUUCCGGCACCAGACCACCAAGUUUUUGUAUCGUUUGGUGGGAUCAGAAGAUAUGGCUGUGGACCAAAGUAUUGUCAGCCCUUAUACUUCCCGGAUCUUGAAGCCUUAUAUCAGGCGUGAUUACGAAACAAGACCACCCAAACUACAGCUCCUGUCACAGAUCCGUUCCCACCUGCACAGGAGUGACCCUCACUGGACACCUGAGCCCGACGCACCUCUUGAUUACUGCUACGUCCGGCCAAAUCACAUCCCAACCAUCAACUCUAUGUGUCAGGAGUUUUUCUGGCCCGGCAUUGACCUGUCUGAGUGCCUGCAGUAUCCAGACUUCAGCGUAGUUGUCCUUUAUAAGAAAGUCAUCAUUGCCUUUGGCUUCAUGGUUCCUGAUGUGAAAUACAACGAGGCGUACAUUUCAUUUCUGUUUGUCCAUCCCGAGUGGAGACGAGCAGGGAUCGCCACGUUCAUGAUCUAUCAUCUGAUUCAGACCUGCAUGGGCAAGGAUGUAACCCUUCACGUCUCAGCAAGCAACCCUGCUAUGCUGCUCUACCAGAAGUUUGGCUUUAAGACUGAAGAAUAUGUUUUAGAUUUUUAUGAUAAAUACUACCCUCUGGAGAGCACAGAGUGUAAACACGCAUUCUUCCUGAGGCUGCGGCGCUGACGGGAAGCCGGCUCACGCAGAGGUGUGUGUGCAGCGAGAGGCCGCGUCUACGCAGACCGGGGUCGCCCCGAUGUGAUCGGGUGGGAGCCCUCUCACCUCUCCACUGGGGCCCGAGAGGCCAGGAGUGAGCAGCCCUGAGCCAGGGUCACUCUCCAGCCCUUCCAAGAGCAGCCCUGAGCCAACGCGUCGGACCCUUGGUCAACUAAAGCUGAGUGCUGCCUCCUGCCGCCGUCCUCCUGCCCCCGGACAGCUUGUAGGCAUGAGAGCCCCGGACUGAAGCUCCCGGCAGAGACCCUGGCUGCCUGACUUAAAGGACGAGGAAAUGGGGGCACGGUUGAAAACUGACACAGUGCCCAGGAAGCGCUGCACCAUCCCGGGGUGAUGGCAGGCGAUGCGGUGCUCACAGGAAGGGACCCUACCCUGACCUCAAAUCCAGGAGGGGGUCCCGGGCACUGCAGGCUGUUGUCGCUUGCUCAUGUUGGGCACAGUUGGGAAAUACAGACUAAACGUUGCUAUCUACACGUGACUUUACCUGUUCUACUUAUUAGCAUCUCCCUGCAGGGGCUUUGGCCUCCGUAGUUGGUUUGGGAUGGGAGCGGUUGAGCUGCCUGCCACUUAGCUUGCCUUCCCUGGCCCUUCUCAUACCCAGGACAGAGGCUGCCAGAGUUGCCAUGGACGGAGCCUGUCUUGUCUUCAGGGUGUGUGCUGGGUGUUGGAGAUGGACUAUCAAGCCGUUUGUUUGUUUGUUUUUGAUCAAGCAAGAACAUUUUCUAAAAUAAUCAGAUGUUCGCCAAUAAAAAUCUUUCUGUGUGAC
Messenger RNA from Lepus europaeus (European hare), 3154 nucleotides. It is a transcript of the gene KAT14, whose product is annotated as lysine acetyltransferase 14. NCBI's taxonomy places the organism in Eukaryota, Metazoa, Chordata, Mammalia, Lagomorpha, Leporidae. The coding region runs from base 1 to 2340 and encodes 779 amino acids. The record is from RefSeq and is a predicted model, not a curated record. Gene Ontology annotation, molecular function: acyltransferase activity, transferring groups other than amino-acyl groups. The transcript has 10 exons.